AUCCAGGGAACUCGAGGUUGCAGCGCAAGCCCUUGUUUGGUGCGGUCGACGAGCAUAGUCAUCGUAUCAAACGACCUAUUCCGUCCCGAAAAUGGUCCUCGGAACUAUCAAGUGCGUGGUCGUCGGCGACGGUGCGGUCGGCAAGACAUGUCUUCUCAUCAGCUACACAACCAACAAGUUCCCCUCGGAAUAUGUGCCCACCGUCUUCGACAACUAUGCCGUCACGGUCAUGAUUGGUGACGAGCCAUACACUUUGGGAUUGUUCGAUACCGCGGGGCAAGAAGAUUACGACCGGCUGCGCCCGCUUUCUUACCCUCAGACCGAUGUCUUCCUCGUUUGCUUCAGCGUCACGUCGCCAGCCUCGUUCGAAAACGUCCGCGAAAAAUGGUUUCCCGAGGUACACCACCACUGCCCCGGCGUGCCUUGCUUGAUCGUCGGCACCCAGGUGGACCUGCGGGAUGAUGCACAGGUGGUGGCGAAGCUGGCCAAGCAGAAGAUGUCGCCGGUGCGGAAAGAGGACGGUGAGCGAAUGGCAAAAGAGCUGGGCGCAGUCAAGUACGUCGAGUGCAGUGCGCUCACGCAGUACAAGCUCAAGGAUGUCUUUGACGAGGCAAUUGUUGCUGCACUCGAGCCGCCCCCGCCGAAGAAGCAGGGCUCCAGCAGCAAACACAAAUGCCAAAUUCUGUGACCCAGAUCACGAUAACAUUCGUGGUAUAGUUGUCUGACCUGUCCU
Molecule: messenger RNA, 733 nt
Organism: Parathielavia appendiculata
Lineage: Eukaryota; Fungi; Ascomycota; Sordariomycetes; Sordariales; Chaetomiaceae
Exons: 4
Coding region: 92-688 (198 amino acids)
Biological process (GO): endocytosis; establishment or maintenance of cell polarity; Cdc42 protein signal transduction
Molecular function (GO): protein kinase binding; GTP binding; GTPase activity
Source: RefSeq, a predicted model, not a curated record